AGUGCCCCAGUGUGCAACACUAUGGCUACAGCGAUGAAGAAUCGGACCACGAGUCAGAGCGUGACUACGAUGAACAAGACAAUGGUGACUAUUACUCCGACGAUGAGGAAGAACGACAUCUCGCUGCAGCGAACGAUAACGAUAGACGUGCGGCAGCCGACGGCAUCCACGGCAGAAAAGACAAUCGACCACCAAAACGUGACCGUCAGGAACGUGACAACGGUCGUGAGGGGCGUUUCGCUAGUCGCGAACGUCGAUAUGGUAAUCGUCAGUACGGUCCAUGUGCAGCUUGCGGUGGACUAAACCAUUCAGCGCACUAUUGCUUCCGACGCUGCAAACUGUGCAAGCAAGUGUACGAUGCUGGCAAGUGCGAAGCAUUCCAAGAGCUCGCUAACCUCGUCAAGGUCAAGGUCGACAAGACAGAUCUGUCGCCCGAGCUACAGGGCCUCUUAGCCGAGCUUGCGGUCGAAGCGGAGUGUAUCUACGCUUUCGUAGGCAAGUGCGAAUGGCCAGAUCACGAUGGGAACUGUGAUGGGAACAGAGUGAAUUCGACGGACUUUGAAAAGAAGAGAGGCGCAAACCUCGGUGGAGGCGAACUUGGAGAUAAAGAGAGUGGUUUGAUUUCGAGUGUGAUGCAGCGGAGUGGUGGUGAGCGAAGACUCGCCAAGACGGUGAGACUGUUGCCUGGUGAACGAUUGGGGUGGUGGUCGUCAAAGAAGUUCGAUAGACGAGUGAGGAUGCGUGCUCUAGUUGAAGGAGCAGUAAAUGAUUCGCGAACGAAGAUACUCCUGGACACUGGAGCGAAUGUGAGUGUGAUAUCGACAAAGCUAGCGAGGCGAAGGGUCCGAGAUGUACCGGAUCACGGUCGAUACAUGGAAGUACAAGGAUUUACACAAGGAAAGCAGGGAACGUCUCGCCGAGCUCUGGUGAAAAUUACGCUUGGAUGGGAACGUGUUUACGAAUUUGAGCUGUGGGUGAUGGACCAUAGUGCAGGUGUUGAAGUAGUGCUGGGGACUGAUUUUAUGAUCCCGGCUGGCGUUCGCCUGGAACUUUUUCACGCGGCAGCGCAACUUCCGGAUGAGGUCAAGAUUCCGUUGAUCAAGACCAAGAACAUGGAAGGUGACGAAGGGUAUGGUACUCAUGUGACUGGAGCACCUACUGAAGACUUAUAUAUACCAGCACGAGAGUGGGCUGAGUUUCGUCUACAAAAGCGGCAGCCAUCGCCGGAAACACACGUUCUCUGGAUAAAACGAGACAAGGCAUGGGUUCCCACAGUUACGAGGACUCGCCGAGGACGGCCUGACUAUGUUCGAAUAACCAAUGUCACGGUCAAACAUGUGUGGUACUCGUCUCACUGGCCUGUGGUGCAGUGGGUACCUUUCGGGGACCUGCCGCGGGAAGCAGGUUAUGUAAGGCUCGAUUCGAAGAAGUAUACUGAGUGGCAAGUCAUCGCUUACGCGGAAUCACGAGAACCGGCCUUGCUGGAGAAGGGAUGUAAGCUCUACGAGGACUGGUUGUCAAAACAGCCACCGGCAGUAGAAAAGCCGGAUUAUGUGGCACCAACUGAAGUACAGAAACGACCUAUUGACGAAUUUGCUCACCGGCGUGACAACUGCCUUACGUGUGCUGGGCUAUGGGAACGAGUUCUCCGUGAAAACGGCGAACGAGGUGAGACUAUGGUAGACGGCGAAAAUGAUGAAGAAAUCCUAGAUACCAGCGCUGACGAUACUCCGGAGCCCGUACCAGCGGACUUUUCGCGCACGCUGUCUGCUCAAACUCCUCCUACGCGUGGCGCACGACCAGGUGUUAACGAAAGGUACACUGAUGUGUCCACCACUAGCAGCUCAGACGGUACUGCGGAAGAUGGUGACAAGAACAAGCCGUACCCUAGGGGUGACAGCGAAGUUCCGGUAUCGGUAUUGGAAAGAACUUAUAUUUCAGUCGCGCAAGUGCUGACUACGGAAGGCAGCGAGCCGACAGGGAAUGGAGAUGAUGACGUCGUCGAGCACGAGCCAAACGUGGUUGAACUCGAAGACUAUGCCCAAGAACUGGCAUUUUUACCGGACUUCACCGAAAUUUCGGUCACGGAGUUGGCCUACUCUGCACCGAAUGUCCAGAACGUGGCGCUAGAGACGGUUCAGCAAAAGAGUCUGGUGGAUGUGCUGAAGAAUCACGAACGCAUCAUGAUAUCAAGUGGUAACGCGCUUCCUCAGCCUGCAUACGGUGUUGUGUGUGACAUUAACGUCAAUGGUCAUGCUCCGAUAAAACAACGAGCCCGUCGAGUGCCGCUUCGACACUUGCGGAAGCUGUACGAGCUCAUCAAAGGGCUAUUGAUGGCUGGGCUAAUAGCAUUUUCAGAUAGCCCGUGGGCAUCGCCAAUUGUAACCGUGAUGAAGAAGAAUGGGCAAGAUAUCCGGUUAUGCAUCGACUACAAGAUGGUGAACGCAAUCACAGCGAUCAUGGAAUAUGCCAUGCCGCUAGUUGAUGAUUUGCUGACUGAUUUGGAGUCCUAUCUCUGGUUCUGUUCUCUUGACGCAGCCAGCGGAUUCUGGGCUAUAAUGAUGACGCUCAGGGCGCGGAAAAUUUCGGCGUUUGUCUGUGCACUGGGGCACUUUGAGUCGCUUCGAAUGCCGUUCGGCCUUAAGAACGCACCGAUGAUUUACCAGCGCAUGAUUGACAACGCACUGUGGGGUUUUGUACAUCCUAAGGGCGGCUGGAAGAACUACGCGAAGCUCAUGCAAGAGGCGGAAGAACAGUCAAAACAGCUACGAAGCACCAGUGGCGAGGUCUCGCCAGACCUGGCUACCUCCAAGACGAAGUUUGAUGCAGACCGUGAAGCGUCAGUGACACUGGAUCCAGUAACUCAGCUUAUUAACAGUCCUAUUGCGGACAUGUUUGUUAGUGGAGAACCCGACGAGUCUACGCUAGUGUCAGUGUUCGAACGCAGGUCUUUCGUUGACGAUAUUUGUUUCGGUGGCGAGACAUUCGACAGUUGCCUGGCUACUUUGGACCGUCUGUUAAGUUGCUUUGCUGAGUGUCGAAUCAGCGACAGUUUCAAGAAAAGCAUCUUUGUACAGUCGCGUGUGGACUUUCUGUCACAUGAAGUGUCCCCAGCCGGUAUCCGAGCAGAUCCCAAGAAGAUGGGCGCGAUUACUGAAUUGCCGUUCCCAACUACGAAGAAAGGGAUGCAGUCCUUCUUAGGUGCGCUGAACUAUUACAGCAGGUUUAUUCAAGAUUUUGCGGUGUACGGAGCGACGUUAUACCAGCUGAAGGACGAAGGUUUCGUUCCCAGUGGUGACCUCACGGUGGCUCGACGAAGCUUCGCUACGCUGAAGCAGAAGGUAGCGGAUGCGCCAAUCUUGCGACACUUCAACAGGGGCAAAGAUGUGCACAUCAUGUUAUUUGCCAACGAGUGGGCUCUAAGCACUACACUCAUGCAAGAACACGAAGGCACGCUACAUCCUGUCCGCUUCUGCGGUCGAGUUCUCGAAGAAGCGGAAAUGAAUUACCAUCCUGCCGAAAAAGAGGUGCUCGCGCUGCUCUUAUUGCUGAAAGUAUGUUAUACCCAGCUGGCAGGGCGAACCUUACACGUCUAUACGCGGUUUUCGACGCUCGACUGGGUACAUCGUUCAAAGUCACUGUUUGGUCGAGCUGUUCAGUUUUCAGUACUGCUAUCGCCAUGGCACUUGAAAGUGAAGCGGGUUAAGGAGAAGGAUUGCGCAUUUGCUCAACUCUUACAGUCUACGAUUACAAACUUCGUUGACCUCGAGGACUCGUUGGCAUCUAUAGCGCCACCGACGAAAGGCUCGCCUACAGUGCGUAUGGAUCCGAACUUGCUCUAUGCUUGA
This is a messenger RNA of Phytophthora nicotianae INRA-310, 3848 nucleotides long. RefSeq lists its product as hypothetical. The transcript is spliced from 2 exons. NCBI's taxonomy places the organism in Eukaryota, Oomycota, Peronosporomycetes, Peronosporales, Peronosporaceae. Gene Ontology annotation, biological process: proteolysis. The annotation marks the transcript as partial. Gene Ontology annotation, molecular function: aspartic-type endopeptidase activity. The record is from RefSeq and is a predicted model, not a curated record.